UGUUUUGGAAAACCACAUGGCGCCGAUAACUAUCCAAGAACAUUCGUUUUUGGACUGAUUUGGUGCUUUUUUCUUCUAUACCAACGUAACAUAUCAAAAUGGCAAAGGAGAAAGAUAAAAAUCCAUUCAAAUUUCAAGRAUUUUCCGAGCGUAUUGCGAAUAUCAGGCUUGAUAUUUCACAUCGCGUGGAAAAACGUGCUUCAGAACCAGAAGAAACAGAGACUUUUUGUAACGAGGCGCUGAACAAAUGGCGAGAAUUAAACUGUACAGUACAAUUCCAGGAGUUUUGCAAGGAGAUAAGUCCAUUAGUUCAAACACUGGCUCAAUUGGUUCACCAUGAACAAACUGUUAUUGCGAUACUACAAAAGUAUCUUCUUCAGGAGGGCAAUUCCUUGGCGAUGGAACCGCUAUUAGAUGUUGUAGUACAGAUUUCACGAGACUUGCAGUCGGACUUCUAUCCACACUUCAAGGAUUUCUUUAAUGUUUUUGUUACCUUGCUGAAUAGAUAURCAUUGGAUAGUGAAAUCCUUGAGCUGAUAUUCACAGCUCUUGGAUACUUGUUCAAGUUCCUAUGGAGAUAUAUGGUKAAGGACAUAGAGAAUGUGUUUAAGCUGUACUCUUCUCUACUGAGCACGCACCAGAAGCCCUAUAUUCAACAGUUUGCUGCUGAAAGUUUUGCAUUUCUAAUGAGAAAGGUUAAAGACCACRGUAAACUACUGGAUUUCUUGUAUGGAUUCUUAGCUACGCAUGAAGACAUGGYUGAAGGCAUGGGUUUCCUGUGCUUUGAAAUGAUGAAGGGAGUAAAGAAACAGUUUCAUUCGCAGACAGAAAAAAUCUUUCCUCUGAUGCUAUCAAAGUUGGGUCCAGUACAAAACGAAAACAGUAUUAAUGUACAAACAGCAUUACCAUGGCAACUGGUCUUUGAAUGCCAGUUACAUACAAUUAAACUAAUGGCUAAGUACACAAGCAGUGAAGGCAGUUAUGUCGUAGAAAAGUCAUUAACUCGUCAGUUAAUGAAGCUGUACAACAUUUCUGAGAUUAUUUAUGGAGAAGAGGAAUUGAAAGCACUGUCCUUUCAACUGUCUUAUGUCCUGCAGUUAACAGAUUUCUGGGUGUCRUAUAAGGGUGGCACUUAUGUGUCUGACCAUUUGAUAAUAUUUGAUGUUGUGUCCGCUCUCCUUAAGGCAYCACAGGUAUCCCAACACAUCCCUACUCCUCUUCUCAACCUCACCUCUUCAAUUCUUCUGGCCGACUUCUCUGGUUUGCAUAAAGACAUACAUCAAAAGCAGCUGAUUAAAAACGUUUUUCAUAGUGAUCGACACCCACCUAUUGAAUACCCUUUGGACAAAGUGUUGGAUUUUACCAGAAGUCUAUUAAAAUGGUCGUCAUUUACGAGUGAUGUUUUACCUCUAGUCCUAACAUACUGUCAAUCAAAACUGUUCAGCGGAGUCAGUAAUGAAGACAAAGCAUCAAUAAUCCUAAUAUUGACCCAGAUUGUAUUAUCAGGAGUGGUUAACAAGGAUUAUGGUGUCGAUAUCACAUCUAGGAAGGGGUUGAUAUACUUCCCAAAGUCUGCGACAAAGAAUGGAGGAAAGAUACUUGACUGUUUAUUGGAGUGUUUAGAAGUGGUUGAUAAUAAUUCUAAUCUUGGUCUUGUGUGGGGAGCGUUGGUUUGUGUACCAUGUAWCAGGCCGCUUCCUGGUCCAAAGUGUGCAAAGAAGAUUCUAGACUUUUUAACACGAAGCCUAGAGCUCCUACAAUUAGAAGAAGAUAUCCAGAAUACACAACACUGGCUGUUUGUGAUCUCACAGGCUGUUAUGUCAUACCUUAUCAUGAAUCCACAACCGAAAAAUAAAGACGAGCAGCUUGGAAUGGACUUUGUCUUGGAAAUAUUGAGUAAAUAUCCUGAUAAUGUACACGUUCUGCAUUCAAUCGCCGCCAUCUUCUCACAUGCUAAAUCGACCAAUCAGAAGGACGUGCUUUCGACAGAUAAUUUAAGGAGAGUUUGUCCUUUGAUCAAGGCGAACUUGUCCAAUCCUGCGCAUCUAGUCAGGCAGAAAACACUGGAGAUAUUGAAGGAAUUUGAGCAGAUGAAGCUUAUUGCCACCGAAGAGGAUUCCCAACCAGGAAAAUGUAACCUCUUCCAGGUCUGUCUGGAAGCCGAGUCUACUCUUCCCACCUUCCAGCAUUAUCGUGACAAGGAAAUCCUUCUGCGCAAACUCACCUACUCGACGUCUCACCACGAAAGCCUGCCUGAAUUCUACCAUGACGUCACGCCAAGGUUUUUGAUUGGUCAGCUGUAUAUUAACUUUAGUCCCACAUGGCAACCAGUGAUGGAGAUAUUGAAGUCCCAUGCGCAUGGGCAGGACUUGAAGACGUUUUGGGCUGUGCUUCAUGAAUACCUUGAAUUGGCUGCAACCAAUGCUGAAAAAGCACUUGAUUCUGACGAAACACGAACAAGUGACAUCAUAAGAUACGAAGAAGGACAGACAGACAGCCUUGAUGAACUCUUUACCAGCCUGUUCAAUGUGGCCACCGGACCAAGARAAGACAACCGCACGGACCAUAUUAAUUUUCGUCAUCUGUUGUGGAAGACGAUGGCGGAGUUCCCUGGGGUCGUGGAACUGAAGUCACGUGACCUUGUUCCUCUGUUGUUGCGAUUUAUGAGCAACGAAUACGAGCGGUGUGACGAGAAUACGAUCCCUUCACAAGACAUCCGCAAGAAAGAGCAACAAGACAACCAUGACGUCACUGUUUCCAUGGCAACCGAUCAUGACGAAUCAGUUGCGACUGACCAAGAAAAACCAGAACACACCCACACAAAAAGACGCAAGGGAGCUACCAAAUCUCUUUGUGUUCAUCUUACUCUCUUCAGCCUAUUUCAUAAUCCCAAGGCUUUGUCGAAAGAGCCCCAGGUCAGGAGAAUCUACAUGACGAUGCUGAGUCAUAGAGACAGUGAAGUACAGAAAAUAGCUGUCAAAUGCCUGAUGUCGUACAAGUUCUCUUAUGUCAUGCCGUAUAAAGAUAAUCUUGAGCGGUUGUUAGAAGACGAGAGUUUUAGGGAUGAGCUGGCUCUUCUGACUGAGGAUGAAGGGAAUGCUGUAGUUGAMGCUGCCCACCGUGAAGGACUGAUGCCCAUUGUGAUUAGGCUUCUCUACGGUAAAAUGCAGAGGUGGACUGGGGCUGGUUCCUCAGGCAAGUCUGGUAUUGGCGUCCGUCGUGCAACUGUCCUGCGUUUCCUUGGAAACUGUUCGUUAGAGGAAUUGACAGUUUUCAUGGAUUUGAUUCUUGCUCCCUUCAAACACUUGUGCGCAGAUCCUGACGUCAUUCCAACACCACGUGACCUAUCCUCAGUCGUACCAAUCAGGAAGCAGCUUGGCUUUCUCAACAUGAUGCAACAUCUUCUCCUCAACCUCGGAGGAGCCUUUGAUUCGUUUUUACCUUCUUUGCUACAAAUAUGUCUGUCCCUUCUCUCAACUUGUGUCUUCGCUCUUGAGAAGCGUGAGGAGCUUCAUCCUCCACAUAUCUCGCAGUUAAAGCAAGUUCGACAACUCGCCAUCUCCCGUUUGAUCGAGUUCUUCGAAGCCAAACCUGAUUAUGAUUAUUCACGAGUCAUUAAUGCAGUUUACGAAGCAGCAGUUUGGCCACAGCUUGAUAACCUGGAACAAGAGAGCAUCCAAAGCCCUACUCCUAUGUUGAGACUUCUUUCCACUUGGACCAAAAGGUUUCGCUACUUUCCACUUCUCUCAAGAAAGCCACCCAACCGUCCCGACACGUCAAUCAUGGGUCACGUGUUCAACUGUUUAAAUGCUUGUAAUGUUAGUCAUUCAGUUGUUACCAUGGUGAUGGAGAUGGCAGACAAUUUACUGAGUGUGUCAGAGGAUGAUGGGACAGGACAGGACAUGAUGGAAAUGGGUACAGAACUAAGCUCAACAUCAUCGCAAGAAUCAAGCAUCCCCUACGGAACUCGAAUACUUCUUCCCCACCUAUCCGUCAUCAUACAACAUCUGGUUCAAACAGUCAAAGCUCUAACCAAGUCAUCCAAACAAGGUCCAAGAAAAAGCAAAGCAGCUCUUCCUAAACUCGAACUCUCGGUACUUUCUAAAAUCAGCCCCUUCGUGUCAGACCCAGAAAAUUCCGCAGCUCUCAUCAAACUUCUUUUGCCGUUCAUAUAUCUUCGCCAAAGAGAAGAAACUGAGACAGAUACCUUAAGUACGAUAAAAAACCUGCUAUCUAAUGUUGAAACUCCUGCGAGUUUUGCCAAACCGCUUGGAAGGUUGUUCGCUCAGCUUAACUCUCGAACCUCGAGGCAACGACUUUGUGAAGUGUUUGAAGAGAUUGCUAGACUUGAUCCGAACUAUGAAACCGUCUCAGUGAUUGUCACGCAAAUGAACUCUUGGGAUAGAAAGAAGAUUGAAGAACCAGACUACGGGAAAAGAAUGACGGGCUUUGYGUCUGCAGUUGACCUCAUUUCACGAGGAGAAAUUGAAGAUAUGAUUGAAGACGCGGGUUCUCCACCCACUCCCCCCAUUAAUGAUUCUCCACCAAUUGACUUCAUUCUGGUUAUUUUGCACAACUGUCUCUACUUUGUGCAUCGCAGUGAUGAUAUGGCAAUCAGAGAUGGAGCGAUUGGGUGCAUCAACUCCAUUAUACAGCGCGUAGCAGGAUGUAACGAGAGUGAGGAGUUCCACGAACUGAUUAUCAACUGUGUUUUACCUUCUUGUAAACUAGCUUUUCGAUCUAAGAACGAGGCCGCGAGGAACGAGUUCGUUGGUAUCCUAGCAACAAUGGUACGUCAGUUUGACCACGUGACCUUUGAGGAUAUGCGUAUUCUUGUGGAUAAAGAUCCCGAGGCUGACUUCUUUGAGAAUAUUAGACACAUACAGCUGCAUCGUCGUAUUCGUGCUCUCCGUCGAGUAGAAUCUCUCUGCCGGGAAAACACUUUCAAACCAUCCACCCUAUUGGCCUUCCUGUUGCCCUUGGCAACGGUCUAUUUGUUCGAGUACUCGGGCAACAAAGAUCAUAAUUUGGUGACCCAAGCUAUCUCUACCGUGGGUGCSAUAUCUGCUUGCUUGCCAUGGUCCAAGUACUCCAACUUGCUCAGACUCUAUUUACGCAUGUUGAAGAAAGAGAAGGAAAGACAGAAAGUUGUCGUAAGGGUUGUUGUAGCUGUCCUGGAUGGCUUCCAUUUUGAUUUGAGUUCUUACAAUCUGAAGGUCGAGUCAUCACAAACACAAGAAACUCCACGACAAAAAGAACUACAGCAAUCCAACGAAACCACAGAAGGCAUUGACAUCCAAGAGAAGCAAACAGACGAGAAAGAUGAUGAUGAUGAUCACGAUGAUGAUGAUGAUGAUGAAUUAGAAAAUGGUGGUGACAAUGAUGAAAAUACCGAAGUUAGAGCCAAGAACGAAGAUAUCACUGAAGCCUUGGCCAAGAAAAUCUACGAUACGAUURCAAAGAAAAUUCUGCCUCAGCUCAACAAGAGCCUUACAAAGAAGGUUGAAAGUUAUCACAAGUUGAGCCACACGAAAUCAGACGAUCAACAAGAAGCAUUAAGGGUACCCAUUGCAUUAGCCAUGGUGAAGCUACUGAAGUCAUUACCCCAGCAUACCCUACAUUUGCAUCUCCCAGGUCUUCUUCUUCGAGUCUGCAUUACGUUGAAAAGUCGUGCACGGGAUGUGAGGGAUACCGCGCGGGAUGUUUUGUGUCAAAUAGCCUUGUCGCUGGGAACAAAGUAUUUUUCUUUCAUCAUCAAAGAAAUGAAAUCCACCCUGACAAGAGGAUACCAGCUUCAUGUCCUUGGAUUUACCCUACAUUCUCUCUUGGAUCGCAUGUUACCAACCCUUUCACCUGGAGAUCUGGAUCAUUGUAUCCCCAGCAUAACAGAGAUCCUCGUGGAAGAUUUGUUUGGUGAAGUCGCAACUGAACGAGAAGUAGAAAAACUGGCCAACAAGCUGCACGAAGCCAAGUCAAGUAAAAGCUACGAAUCGUUCGAGAUACUGGCCAAGGUCAUUGGUUCUACAUCGAUAUCUCUUCUGGUCAGCCCGCUACAGGAGGUUUUGGAUUCUAACCAGAGUCAUAAGGUGUCUCAACGAGUGGAGGAGGCCUUAAGGAAGAUCGGUGUAGGAUUACAGGCCAAUACACAACUAUCUACACAAACACUAAUGGUGUUUAUUCAUCGAAUAAUUAAUGAAAAAUUGCCGUCAAUCACAACCAAGAAAACAGAGAAAGAUAAAGCAGCCAAUAGCGAUAAGUCUGAUUCUCAGGCGGAAAAGAGCCGUAAAACCGCUGACUGUUAUCUGCUGUCACCUUCACCAGUACGAGGCGGAAAAGCACCUGGACUCAGUAAUAAAACAAACGCUCAUAUCAUAGUGGAGUUUGGCUUACAGAUGCUGAAUACAGCACUCAAACGAGGCAAGAUUUCAGGGACUGAUCAAAGCCAUCUGCAGAUGCUGGAUCCUUUUGUACCCGUGCUGUCAAACUGUAUGCAGACCAAGCAUGUAAAGGUGCUGACUCUCAGUCUUCGAUGUGUUUGUGUGGUGAUCAAGCUACCUCUCCCCUCCCUAGCCAGAAAAGUACCAAACAUGGCCAAACUCUUGUUUAAAUGUCUUAAAAACUACGCUACAGCUGGUGCUAAAAUUGGCGAAAACUACGAGAUGGUUCUGUCAGCGUUCAAGGCCAUGACGGUUAUCAUCCGGGACUUCAAUAAGUACACCAUCGCCGAGAAACAUCUCCAGGUUCUGUUGGGCUUCGUCGAGGAAGACAUCCAUGAUCACACAAGACAAGGCACUGCAUUUCCUCUUCUGAGGGCCAUCUUGACCAGGAAGCUUAUUGUACCAGAAAUACAUGAAGUCAUGAAGAAAGUCUCCCAGCUGUCAAUCACUGGAGCCACACCUACCGUCCAGCAACAGUGCAGACAGUGUGUGAUGCAAUAUAUGUUAGACUACCCUCUGGGUAAGAAGUUACAGAGACUACUGGAGUUCUACGUUUCUCAACUAAGUUACGAGCAUGAGACUGGUCGUGAAUCAGCACUGGACAUGAUGACGUCAAUCUUCAAUGGAUUCCCUGAGUCUCUUUUGUUUGAGUACGCGUCGUUCUUCUUUGUACCGCUGACUACAAGACUCGUAAACGAUGAUUCAGCUGUGUGUCGUAAAUCAACUGCAACAGCUAUUAAGACACUGCUGCAAAAGCUUGACUUAGAGCGUCGUGAUAUCCUAUUCCGUAUGGUGGUUGAAUGGUUCACCAAUGACAAGGUUAUACUUCGAAGACUAGCAGCACAAGUUUGUGGCCAGUUUGUCGAAGUUGAAGGCAAAGCAUUUGACAGAAGACUACCAACGACACUGCCUCUGAUAUCUGAGAUGAUCAAACCAGAACAUUACGAUGUGGAGGAACAAGAGGAAGAAUCAAGGAAUGACAUCAGCUCGUCUGACAGAGGUCUGGAUCAUCUGUUGUUCAAUGCUCUGACUACCCUGGCCAAGAUACUUCAAGAAAGUAGGCUUGUGUGGGAAGUGAAGACCAAGRAAGACAUGGAUUCUAUAUGGGUGUCAGUCGAGAACCAUCUUCUUCAUCCUCAUGCCUGGAUUCGUCUUGUUUCGUGCCGGUUGUUUGGGCUGCUGUUUGCUGCAUGGAAACCAGAGGAUCUAAACGAGAAAGCAAUUCCAGAAAUACCAGAUUAUCUGGCCAUCAGAACCAGAGACAAGAUCAUACACCUGUGUGAUAACUUUUGUCUUCAGCUGGAAUCACCAUUCCUGGAGAAAGAGCUCGGUGAUCAAAUAAUCAAGAACUUAGUUUUUAUUUCAAAGUUUUUAUAUCUCUAUGACAACGGUAAUCACUUGUCUCAAAAUGACUCGGCCAAAUCAAGCAGUGAGGAGAAUGGGGACGAGUUUACCUUAAAGUCACUCUUUAAUAAAUUAGAAAGACUUGCAACACACGAAGCAUCACAGACUCCCAAGAAAACUCAAAAGCGGUCUUGUGUCAUGCGCUGGAUAGCCGCCGUCGCUACGGUUCUUGGGAAGGAUUCCGUCAUUCCUUAUCUAAGGGAUAUACUGCAACCAUUACAUCGAGAACUAGAUAUCAGCACCACCUAUAAAGAUCCCGAGCUCCAACAUACGACCCAGGAAGUACUGGAUCUAGUGAAAAGCAUUGUGGGACGUGAGGCCGUGUCACGUGUUUACUCCGAGCUUCAGAGAGACGUCACAGAUGUCAAAGAGAAAAAAAGAAAAAAGCGAGCCCUUGAGGCUGUUGCGGACCCAACAAUGAAUGCACGACGUAAAAUGAAGCGAAACUUGACGAAAAGAGAGACCAGAAAACGAAAAAUCGAUAAAUUCAAGCCAGAGAGAAAAUUGAAGAAAACAAGACAAACAACUGAACCAGACGACUAAAGCAGACAGAAAGUUUAAAGAAUGUACAGUUUUUUAGCGCUUUUAUAUUAGAUGUAAGACGAAAAUUCCUAGAUAAAGAAUGGUUAUUGUAAAGACCUGAAUAUCAGUUUGCGACAGAGUAAUUUUCAUGUUCCAUAGGCAUUGAUACAUGUAGUAAUCAUAAAGCAUUCCCUCUAGCUUGCGUAAAAAAAAAAAUGAAUAAAGAAUAAUGUCGUUGAUCUUA
This is a messenger RNA of Actinia tenebrosa (Australian red waratah sea anemone), 8607 nucleotides long. RefSeq names its product small subunit processome component 20 homolog. The record is from RefSeq and is a predicted model, not a curated record. NCBI's taxonomy places the organism in Eukaryota, Metazoa, Cnidaria, Anthozoa, Actiniaria, Actiniidae. Gene Ontology annotation, cellular component: nucleolus; 90S preribosome; small-subunit processome.